CAACGAACCGUUUGACAUUUUUGUGUUUUCUGCUGCGGAUAGGAGAUGGCUUUUUCGUGAACAUAACCUGACUCCAGAUUGGAAAGAAGCCUUUCCAUGUAACAAGAGAGAUAUCAAACAGAGCGCCGCUUUGUAAGAUUCCAUCAUGGGUGUUGAUAUUCAAACCUACCGAGCUCGAAUAGGAACAAACAAGUUUGCAUUUGGCUCCGAUGUUGUAACUUCAAGUAUAUCAGUCAACUUUAGCCUUUUCUUGAAAAGCACGACGAUUCCUCUAUUCAUGGUUGUUAUGUGCCUUGUGUUGUGGUCAGGCGCCUACGAUUUCAGUCCUAUAGAUGCCGUUGAUGUAGCUAACCAGAAUAAGGCAGAACAGACUUUGGAGUUGCAAUUGCCAGGUAUCGAUGCAGUCCGAUAUAAACCUGCCAUUUAGGGUCCUUUGUGGAACUGUAUGGUUUUAAAACAGAGAGUUUCAGGGUUGACGGGAGCCCUUUUAUUUAUUGGUUUACUAUUACUGAGAGCGGGAAUAGAACCAAACCCAGGCCCUAAACCAGAAUUCCCUACGAUGAUUGCACUUACGGACAAGCUGAAACUGACAGUUAAGUGUGGCAAGUUGCAUGAAGUACAGAACGCGUGCUUGUUAGUGGAUAAUGGAUUUGUUACGCAAAAUCAAAAUCUAUUAAGGGUCACUUUUCCAGUUUGGGAUGAGUAUAAACCAUAUUCGGCGAUCAACGUCGAAACAUUUGGAAAUAAUUUAAAGAAAGCCCUUGUUCAAGGUUUCACGCAGUGCGAAGAAAGCCCUUUUUCCACAGUUGCAUUUUCACCUAUCCUAGCAGGUAAAAGUUGUCAAGAAUUGUCAGAAGUUUAUAUUGGAUUUGGAAUCCUUCAAUUUCGCAAAAAGACAAAAGGCACAUUACAAGAGAUUCAAAUUGUCGGCGAGGAUGAGAAGAUUUUAUUUGAUAUACACCAUUGUUUGGCAUACAUGGUGCAAUCAAAUACACAGCCUCCUUGGUUUGACAUCUCCAUUUUCAUGACAACGGAUGUUGCAAUUGCUGCCAACAUUAAAUUAACUGGGAGAGCAAGACACAGUUCCAUCACUGCAGCAGAAGUGAAAGCAGUUUUCGAGGAGCUCAGUCUGACUGAAAGACUUAUUAAUAAAAUUACACUGAACGAAGCAUUGGCUAUAGACACUUCGAAGUCCGAAAGUCCGAAAUCUGACAGGGGACUAUCAAAUACGCCGUGGGCACUUCUCCACGAACUUCUUCACGGCAAUUGGGAAGGCAGAGAUAACGUACCUGACACACAGCAGGAUGAUAUGGGCGAUGAUUGGUGUGAAGAGAAUAGUGAACAUGACUCCCAAACGGUAACUGAAAUGAGUGCCAUGGACAUAUUUAUGGCCACAUUUCAUUCAUGCGAUGGACUUUUGAAACAAGCGCUUUUUAAGAAGAUGUAUCUGUGCAAACUUGCCAUGCCCUUUUUGUACCAUUCAGUUAACACGAAUGCGCUUCAAGUUUCAUUAUGGCCUUUACAACAGUUUCGGAUUUCAGAUGAUAAUUUAGAGCGUUGCGCUUUGACCAUGAAAACCAAUGUUAUAACCUUUGUUCGCCUUGGUAGGCCUCAAUUUUCGAAAUCAUUGUUUCUUAAUCGCUUGAUCCAAAAUAGGAAUGACGCAUUCUCAAUCUUUUUCAACAGGGAAUGCAAGUCUGGCCUGUUAAGUCGCGUUCUUUUAAAAAGAGUCGUCGAGAUAUUUUGGGAUACUUCUGUAAAUGAAAUCAAACCAAUAAGAACAUAUUUAAAUGUCAGAAGCGACUUUGUGGAAGAAUUCAAUUCUCAAACUGAUAUUUGGAAAUGUUUAAUUAAAACAACAGAUUUGUUUGUUGUUAUCAUUGAGCUUAACGAAAUGGUGAGCAAUUUUGAGAAUUACAGCAAACUACUCAUUGAAAUACCAAAAUGCGUAAUAUUUUUUUCUGAACACAAUAAUAUCGGUAAAGAAACUAAAAGCAGUAUACAAGAAAAAAUAAAGAAGUUACGCAAAAGUCACGAAGAUAAAUUUAAAGUUAUUUCGACACAUGAAAAGGGAACAGAAAAGGAAACUGAAAAACUAUUGAAAAACAUGUUGAGUAACAUAGCAGAACAUUUGAAAACAUGUCAGGCUGUGCUGACGUUAGAAGAAAGGAUCAACAAAUUUAACGAAAACAAUGGUCACGUAUUAGAAGAGGACGAAAACGAAGACUUAAGUUUAGGAAAGGAAUUAGCAAAAUAUCUGAUGUCAGAGAUGACUACUGAAAUUGGACAAACGAAAGACAAAAACAGCUUUCAAAACUGCAUUAGUCGUUUGACACCAGUGUCAUAUUUUGAAUCUCCAAAAUUGAUUAAAACGUUGAGAUUACAAAACCAGGCAGUAGAUCGAAAUGAAAUAGAACAGCAUAACAACGUUAUUUAUAACACUCGGAAAGAAUGCCUUUCAAAUAUUUCAAACUCCGUCCGACUUCUAGCAAAAUAUCUUGUUAAUACGCGACCACUAAACAUGAGGCAAAAGUACUUCAUUGGGUGGCUUAGAAUUCUUAUUGAACAAAAAUUAUCUCAUUUCUUAUGCCAAAAGGCCAAGGACAAAGUCAAAUUAUUAGACACGAUUGCUGAAAGCAAGAACGAUCAUACAAGUCAAACAUCGGAUAAGGAAAAUAAAGUUCGCUUCUCAGAAUUAGAUGGGAUCAUAAAUCUUUCAUCUCUUACAGUUGAGCAUCUUUUUCGUGAAAUCAGUCACGUUUAUGAUUCGAUCAUUGAAUUAGAAGAAGACCCUAUGAAAUAUCGUUUGCCAAGUAUAAACGACUGUGUGGACACAUUUUCUAAUUUAAUCAUUGAGGGCGAGACAGUUGAACUAAUGACGGAGUCCUUUUUCAUGCCACGAAGAUGGUUGCAAUGUGUUUUUAAAUCACUGGACGGAAGGCUGCCUGUGUAUAAAAUAAAAACUAUUUCCGUCUUAGGGCUACAAAGCUCUGGUAAGUCUACAGUUUUUAAUACAAUGUUUGGAGUGCAGUUUGCUGUAAGGUCGGGUCGCUGUACCACAGGAAUACAAGCAAGGUUGCUGCCUGUGGGGCAACACAACUCAGACAAUGAAGAGUCGAAUUACGUUAUGAUUUUAGACACAGAAGGCCUUAGAUCACCGUUGUUAUCCGAUGUCUGGAGGCCUACUUCUCUAGAUAAUGAACUUGCUACAUUUGCUACUGGUUUAGGAAACUUGUCAAUAAUCAAUGUUAUGGGUGAAAAAUUAGCAGAUAUGAAAGACAUCUUGCAAAUUGUUAUACACGCUCUUAUCAAAAUUAAAUCGUCACAAAGUCGAAUCGCUCUAGGUCAUAAAUGUUUCUUUAUUCAUCACAACGUAACAGUCGGUUUUACAGAUGUCUACAUGAAAGAAGUAUACAGGGAUUUCGACUCAACAUUAGAUUCAGUGGCUCAAGAGGCUGUCAAAAAUGAAGGGAUUCCAGAUAUUCAUAAUGCUAAACAUGUCCUUAAGUUUGACGCGGGAAAGGAUGUACACCCUGUUCAAAAUUUAUGGCAAGGUGGUCAUUCUUUGAGGCGAAUUAGCCCUGAUUACAGUAAGCGUAUAUUGGAAUUGAAAGAUAAAGUUAUGACACAUUUAACCGAUUAUGGCAUUAAAUCUUUCUCAGAUUUAUCUCAGCUUGCGUUUGACGUGUGGGAUGGUAUAAAUUCGGAAAAAUUUAUAUUCACCUUUCGAAGUAGCAUAGAAAUGAAAGCAUAUUUUCAGACUGAAGACCAUUUCAAACUCUUAGUCAGAAACAAUGGCUUUCUGGUGAGAGACGAACAUGCAAAUCACUGUUUCAAAUAUAUGUCUGACUGUCAGAAUGAAGACGAAUUAAAAAAGAACAGACAAGAAGUAGUUUCUUUGAUAAAUGCAUUCAUCUUGAGGAAUACAGCUGAAAUAAAAAAAGAAUUCAUUAAGUUUUUGGAAGAAAACCAAAUGGGAAAAUUGGACUCAUUGUAUAUAGAAAGAUUCGAAAACGAAUUUCAGGAAUUGAAAAGACGCACAGAAAAUGACACAAAUAGGUAUUUUGAUGAACAGUUGGUGAAAAUGGAAACAUCUACAAUAAAUUCAUCUAGAAGAGAUCAACUACGGGACAAAACUGCUGAGAUAGUUUCAUCCUCAAAAAGUAAAGACGAAAAAAAGGCUGAGUUUGAUAAAAUAUGGAGUGACUUUGAGAAUGAAAUUAAAGCAAAGACUUUUUCUAUUCAAAAUGAUUGUUUGUACAAUGAUUUCGCUGGACAGUUUAGUCAGACAUGUUCCGCUGUUUUCCACCAGCGGAAAGAUGGAAAAGGAAGUUUUUAUGAACGUCUGUCUGGUAUAAAUGGUAUAACUAAACACGAUUUUAACCUCUCAAAGACGAACUAUUGCACUAAAUUAUUAUUUGGGAAAGAUUUUUUUCAUGAUAUAGUUUAUCCGUGGUUGAGAAUGAUAGUUGGGGAAUUUGAAAGCCUGAUUUCUAAUUACAAGGAAAAAAGGCGGCUUCUUUUAAAAAGCGAUGUAGUAGGCUUUGCUGAAAGCUUUAAACAGUGUCAUGACCAAUAUGUAACAGACUUAAAGGAAAUUGGAAUAUACGCUAAACCGAGUUUUUCAUCAAAACUGUUGGCGGAUGGGUACCAUAUAGCUUCAGGAGAAUUUUUAGAUCAUAAUGUAAAGUAUGAUUUAAAUACAGGUGUAACAUACCAACUUAAGAAAUAUAAACAAGAAAUGUAUGCAAUCUUUGAGGAAGAACUUAAGGAUCGAUAUAAAGAAAGAACAGCGUGCAUUUUAUUUUUUCUUGAACUCGAAAAAUGUCUUAAAGGAGUUAUAGAAUCAAAACUACCAACGUCGCUAUGCAAAAGGUUUCUAAUCCUAAUACCAAACACGAAACGAAAGCUCAUUGCUAGCGUAUGUGAAUAUAUUGCUACAGUUGAUCCUUGUGAGGUUUUUGAAUAUACCCGGGAUCCGAAGCAAUUUGCAUUAGAAUGGUCCAAGCGUAACUGUUUAGGCUUAUUUGAUAAAACACUAGAAGACGAAUUGGAAUGUCAUUUAACAGAUAUUGAAAAAGAUAUUAAAAAUGCGCUUAAACAUUGCGAACAACAAUGCAAGCAACAUAAUGAACUUUCGACUAAUGAGUGGUUAGAACAUUUUAAAAAUGAAUUCAAAAAUGUACCAAUUGAUCCUAAACGAUUCCCAGGAUUUCUAAACAGAAAUAAGUUCAAGACUGCAGUGCCUUUUGCCACAACACUAUUGGAUGAAAAUCAAUUAAAAAAUAUGUUAAGUAUCUUGAAGGAUGAACUGAAACGAAGUGUUACAGAUAAUGAUUUCACUGAUUCUAAUGAUUUUCGUAGUAUGUUCGAUGAUAUUUGGGGCUGUCCUAAAUUAUGUCCGUUUUGCCACGAACCCUGUAUUAAAGGCAAGGAUCACACACCUGAUUCAAAACACGAAUGUUUACAACAUAAACCUCCAAGUUUUAAAGGCGUUCGCGACAAAUAUAAGAAUUAUUGUUUUGAUGUUUGUAAUUAUGAAGUAGGUUUAAGAACAAGUGCGUAUCGCUGUUCUGAUAUUAAUGGGGCGUGUGGCUGUACAAAAAGUAAAUUACCAGAUAUCUUUGCGAUUAUGUUUUCAUUCUUUGGAGUUCAGUCUGGUCAGUUCCACUUGUACAAUAAUUACACUGAACUCUUCGAAGAUUGGGACAUAAAGGUUUCGAAAGCUACAGAAGAGUGUUCAAGGUUUUGGGCGUGGUUUUCUUCUCAUUAUUACAACGAAAUUUGUACACACUUCGAUGGUAAACAUGAAAAUAUUCAAGAACGAUGGGAGAAAAUAUCAAAGGAUAAAGCAAUAGCAAGUUUAUAUGAACCUUUCACGUAAGUCUUCACACAAUCAAACGAAUACUUUCUUUUUACAUGCAUGGUCCAUUGAUGUUCGAAAGGAAGAUUAACAAAUCGAGCAAACCACAUGAAAUUAUUCUUGCAACGGAAAUAUAUAUUAAGUAUGAUAUAUUGUGAACAUUUUAAUUACAAAAUGGGGCUUACGUGUAUGGAUAUUGGUGAACUCGUUUUUUUUAUCCGAGAUGUGUGGCCUUUUCAAUUAUUGCAUUGUAACAUAAUUAAAGAUGCACUCUUACUCCCAAAUAAGGUUUAAUAGAAAGCAAUAGUUUUAUGUAGGAUACGAAGUUUAAUGGAAAGAAAUAAGCAUAAAACACGGUAUUUCUACCUGAGACUAAAGUAGACCACGGUAUUUCUUUUAACAUUCACCAAUCAUUUAAUAUUUUUGCGCUUUCUACUAUUAAACACACGGCUACAAUCUUGUUAUCAGUAAUCAAUAUUUUCAAUAAAUGCAUUGUUUAGUAAGCAGUUAAAGGUUUAUCAGUCAAAAUUUAUGUUUGUUAUACAAGAGAAUGUAUUGAUUUUGAAUAAGAGUGUCACUUUAAAUAGGUUUAAAGCGUAGAAGUAUAUGGCCACUAUCUCUAUUGAACAAAACUUUCAAUAGAAAGAAGAGAAUGUAGCGCAAAAUAAAUUGAAAAAUAACAUAUUGGAGUCUAACAAUCGCAACCGGAAGCUUUAAAAGACAGACCGAGUUGUUCUAUUUCCUUAAAAAUUGAAAUCAGCUCAAAACACGUUUAUUAUUUCGACAAGUUUCCAUAGAUUGCAGUAACAUGAUUAAACCACAUAAAGACACGUUGCUUUGAAUUAACAUUACAAACCAAACAAGGAUUUAAACACUCCUUAAAAUUGUCUUUUCAUUUUGAUUUAAGGGCAAUCAUCCUUUAAAACGUUAGUUUAUGGAGGUCCUUUUUUCUUCAUUAUUGAUUCAUCAAGAUCAAUAACAAUGUUAUAAUUGUAUAUGGUUAUGUGACUUUACAUUGUAUGUAAUAUAAAUGUGCUAUGAUAAUAUGCAUAGCAUUAUUAAAGGGGCUGUCUCACAGAUGGUAAAAUAGCGAAAAAAAAGAAGAAAAUUAACGAAAAAUGACCUAAACUUGGCAUCGAUUUGAACAAUGCAUUGAAACUUACUAACUGAAGUACCAGAUAGUUUACAAUUUAUUUAAGUUUAGCUGUUAUUUCGUAUUUUUCCAUUAAAAAAGAUUACUGGGUAUGUCUACCAGGUAGAAUUAAUUCCUUAUGCGUGAUUGGCUAGUCGGUGAUAUCACGUGAUAUUACCGAGGUAGGUGUAUAGCUUAAUUUUGUCACACGAUUAGAAUAAGUUUAAAUAGUUCAGUGAGUAAGACGCUGGACUUCAAUUUUGGCGACACGGGUUCGAACCCUGUCUCCGACUCAUUUUUUUUACAUUUUGGUACUUAUUUUACCAUUAUGAUAUCAAAGCGUAACACAUUCUAUUAGAUAAUUGUCCUGAGAUUCGUUACAGAAAAAACUUUUUUUGGUGCCAAUCUGUGACACAGUCCCUUUAAGAAUAAUAGAAAAUUAUAUGAGUGUUUUUUUGUUUUGUUUUUAAAUCAUUGAUUAUUAUAACUAUAUUAUUUUUAUGAUAACAAAGCUAACAUAUUGUAUAACAGGCUCACCAUUAUAUUUCUUAUUGUCAUUUACAUGUAUAUGUACAAAUUAAUGUUUCAUGUAUUUUCAAUUGUUUGUCAUAAUUUAUUAAUUACACAUGUAUAUUUGCAACUAUUGUUAAGCGAGGCUCAUAUUUUGUAAAAAUGUCCUCAAUCCCAUGUAUAAGGGAUAACAGAAAAAUAUUUGUUUCAAAACCGUACGUGUGACCAAUUCACUAAAAUAUUUCAUUAUUUUUAUUAAAAAUGAUUAUAAAAUGUAUAUUACUUUUAUGAUAAAAAGCUUGCAUAAUGUAAACUUGGUUUACGAUUUCUUGUAGACAUUUAUGUUAUGGUAGAUACUAUAACGAUUUUUAAUAUUUAAUAUAAUUCUUCGGAUGGUGUGUAUUCCACUGAGUGCACAUGGUAGGCUUUGAUUUUUUUGCUAUUGUGCAUUUUGAUUGUAAGGUUCUGCGUUAUUUUGAUAGGAAUACUACAUUUAAUGUAUAAAAGUGUCUUUAAAAAAUGGUAUAACAAUAAACAUAAUAGAAAUCAUUUUGACCAGUUUUGAAAAUUUGCAGGAAAUGCAUUUUGUUUAAAAAUUGCAUUGUUAAAUGCAUGUACAAUUUUGAAUUGUAUAGUAGUUUUACCAUGGUUACAAGCAAUCAUUGAAUAUACGGAUGUUUCUUUCUUUUUGCUUUUUAAACUUAAAUUAUUGUUUCUUUUUGUUGGACUGUUUAAAUAUACUGAAAACAUUUUGUGCUGUGAUUCAAUAAAAUUGCCUUAUUCA
Mya arenaria is the source of this 8289-nucleotide messenger RNA. Its product is annotated as interferon-induced very large GTPase 1-like. Lineage: Eukaryota; Metazoa; Mollusca; Bivalvia; Myida; Myidae. The record is from RefSeq and is a predicted model, not a curated record. The coding region runs from base 446 to 5884 and encodes 1812 amino acids. Gene Ontology annotation, molecular function: GTP binding. The transcript is spliced from 8 exons.